Messenger RNA from Aspergillus costaricaensis CBS 115574, 727 nucleotides. RefSeq names its product putative cytokinesis EF-hand protein Cdc4. NCBI's taxonomy places the organism in Eukaryota, Fungi, Ascomycota, Eurotiomycetes, Eurotiales, Aspergillaceae. Gene Ontology annotation, biological process: mitotic actomyosin contractile ring assembly. The record is from RefSeq and is a predicted model, not a curated record. The coding region runs from base 116 to 565 and encodes 149 amino acids. Gene Ontology annotation, cellular component: myosin II complex. The transcript has 4 exons. Gene Ontology annotation, molecular function: calcium ion binding.
GUGGCUGCUUGUUCGUCAUCGGCACUCUUCAACUCCCUGUCUUCUUUCCAUCCUCAUUUCAUCUCUGAUCACUACUCUCCAUCUCGAAUUCCUGCCCUGUGAUUUCGUUUUCAAGAUGUCCCGCUCACCAGAAAUGCACCAUGACCAGGCCUCGACCAACUACAAGGAAGCCUUCUCUCUCUUCGAUAAGCGCGGUACCGGCAAGGUCGCGCUCGAGUCGCUGGGCGACCUCCUGCGCGCAUGCGGUCAGAAUCCCACUUUGGCGGAGAUCGCAGAUCUGGAGAAGUCCGUCGGUGGAGACUUUGACUUCGAGUCGUUCUUGAAGGUCCUCAACCGCCCUGGAGGCUUCCGUGACCCCGGCGAGCCCGAAGAAUACUGCCGCGGAUUCCAGGUGUUCGACAAGGACUUGACUGGGUUUAUCGGUGUGGGACAGCUUCGUUACAUCCUGACGAAUCUCGGAGAGAAGAUGUCGGAUGAGGAGGUCGACGAGCUGCUCAAGGCCGUCGACACCAGCUCCGGCGAGAUCAACUACACCGACCUCGUCCGCACCAUCCUGGCCAACUAAACGACACACGACACCGAUACCCUCCUGACGUUCCUGAUGAUUUCUGUUACGACGCGAACCUCCUACCAGCCGUGCCGGAGUUGAAGGCUUGAGCAUAGUUUAGUUAUAGUGCAUUGUAUAUGGGAUAUUGCGCGAUUCAGCAUCGGAUAAACAUGAAUAAAU